Labrus bergylta (ballan wrasse) is the source of this 2654-nucleotide messenger RNA. It is a transcript of the gene plppr1, whose product is annotated as phospholipid phosphatase related 1. Gene Ontology annotation, biological process: phospholipid metabolic process; phospholipid dephosphorylation; signal transduction. Gene Ontology annotation, cellular component: plasma membrane. NCBI's taxonomy places the organism in Eukaryota, Metazoa, Chordata, Actinopteri, Labriformes, Labridae. Gene Ontology annotation, molecular function: phosphatidate phosphatase activity. The record is from RefSeq and is a predicted model, not a curated record.
UAGCAUUCAUUUUUAAUGAUGAAUUAAGUACGAUUACAGCCCCAUAGCACAUUUAUAAGCAUUGAAUAUCAGCAGGGGGUAUAGCUUUGCUAAGUUAUACCAAUAAAUCAUAAUUUACUGAGCAGAUACUCGAUGUCAGGAUUUCCAGAACCUCGUAAAAAACCUACCAGAUGUACAACCACUGAAACUACAAAAUGCAUCACUGCCCUGGACCCUCUGCAAUUUAAAACAAUCCUAUGAAGUGAGCUGCUGUGAUUCUUGAGAGGAGACGUCUCCUGACAGGAGACAAGAUGGCGUCCAACAACACCCUGCGCAGCUACUCCAUCAUACCAUGUUUCAUCUUUGUAGAGCUCGUCAUCAUGUCCGGCACGGUGUUGUUGGCCUACUACAUGGAGUGCACGGAUCUGUUCAGCGUCCAUGUUCAAGGAUUCUUCUGUAAUGACGCUGAGCUCAUGAAGCCGUAUCCUGGCACAGAGGAGUCCAGCUUCAUCCCUCCCCUCAUCCUCUACUGUGUGGUUGCUGCUGCUCCAACAGCUAUAAUUUUCGUCGGAGAGGUGUCCAUGUACGUGAUGAAAUCAACGAGAGAAGCCCUCCUGGCCCAGGAGAAAACCAUUGUGACAGGGGACUGUUGUUACCUCAACCCACUUAUCCGUCGCAUCAUACGAUUCAUAGGUGUGUUUGCCUUUGGACUGUUUGCCACAGACAUCUUCGUCAACGCGGGCCAGGUGGUGACGGGAGGUCUGUCGCCCUACUUCCUGUCUGUUUGCAAGCCAAACUACACAGGCACCGAGUGUCGUUUUAAUCACCAGUUUAUUGUCAACGGAAACAUCUGCACCGGGCCCUCUGUGGUCGUGGAGAACGCCCGCCGAUCCUUUCCCUCUAAGGACGCUUCGCUGAGUGUUUACUCUGCCGUUUACUUGACGAUGUACAUCACCAGCACCAUCAAGACCAAGUCCAGCCGCCUGGCCAAGCCUGUGCUCUGUCUCGGCACGCUCUGUUCGGCCUUCCUCACGGGCCUCAACCGAGUGUCAGAGUACAGAAGCCACUGUUCAGACGUAGUGGCUGGAUUUAUACUGGGAUCAGCAGUUGCUCUGUUUCUGGGUAUAUGUGUUGUGAACAACUUCAAAGGCGUCCACAGUGCAGCAGUUAAACAGAAAACUGAAGACUACCGUGGUCUGCCUCUGAUGACUUUCCCCCGUGUAGAGAGCCCUCUUGAGACCCUCAGCGCACAGAACCACUCGGCAUCGAUGACGGAGGUCACAUGACUAAGGGGGCAGCACCGGGUCACGUUUGCGUCUCCACAGCACUUCCAGACACAAUGACAAGGACGCAUGCCACGUGGCUCCGAAUGCUUUACAAAAAACACUCCUGAUAUAUCUGUUUAAUUCACUGGGGGGACAAAAUACACCAUGUUUCAGGUGGUUCUCAUUUAGUUGGGCUAUGCUCAAUUCAACCUGCCAAGGCACACAGAUUGCAUCAGUGGCAAAAUAUCCCAAGGCAAACUUAAGCACAGAUUGUUUUUCCAGAUAUUUUCAACCAUUUAGAGCAUGAGGCAUUUUUUCCCUCCAAGGUGUGCUGUUUGUAGUUAGAGGACGGUGUUUUGUACAUUUUGUAUGAGCGAGUGCUGUAGCCUAUCCUGAUGGUGUUAAACCUGCACACUUCCAGUCAGCUGACUCACUCUGUUUUCCAUCACAUCCUGUAAGGUGACUUGCCUCGUCCAUCACAUCCAUCCCCCUCAGUCUAAAGAAUCUGCUAAUCUGCUAUUGGAAAUUAUUGAUGUUGUUGUUCUGUGAUGUUUGUCAUUUGUACAGAAAAAAGACAAAAUCCUUCUUUUUAUUAUCUCUCUCUGUACAUUAAUUGACCUUGUUAGGUCAUAUUUUGUAAAGAUUUUUGUCAAUCUGUAAGACUAUUAUGAUCCAUUUGGACCUGUUUGCCUGCUGUAAACCUGGAUAUGUUUGGUACCAGUUUAUGUGUUUUGCAGAACAACCCCUCUCCCCUUUGGAGGAAGUGACAAGGAAGAGUCAGUGAUAUCCUCCGAGUCAGAAAAAUGGGGUUUGGCACUUACAGUGCCCUGUUAUCAGCUAGAAUAAAAUUGAAAUAUGAUUGGUUGAAAUGUGAAUAUGAAUGAGUAUCACCCCAAUUUCCUGAUUCUCUGUGAUGUCAAUAGGAAUUUUUUUAUAAAGAGUCUAGUGGGGCUAGCCUGUGUCAGGUGUACCUUGAAGAUGUCACUGGUAUGGCUUUACAGUUAAAUUUAAACUGCAAUCCCAAUAGAAAAAAAAAAUCCUUACAAAAUACAUGGGAAAAUGAAAAAAAAGAAACAGAAAAUGUCUUUGGAGUGGAACUAACUGACUUACUUAAGGCUCGGCUAGCCCUUUUAAUGGAAUCCAGGCUAUGACUCCUACUUCACUAUUCCUCCCCCUCCUCGACCCACCAGUGGAUUGUGAUGCAAUGUUGUGACUUCAUUUCCCAUUGGAAGAUGCGCCCAGCAUGACAUGAGAAGUCAAGAUGUUUUAUACAUAUUCAUGAUUUGAAUUACUCAUUAUCAUCGUGGUUCUAAAUGUAUUUUACUUUAAAAACAUAAAAGGCAUUUCAUUGGAGAUGCUACAUAUAUUUUUUCUUGGUUUGUUCACAAAUUAAAUAGUAAGUAGCAACUA